Molecule: messenger RNA, 4086 nt
Organism: Cuscuta epithymum
Lineage: Eukaryota; Viridiplantae; Streptophyta; Magnoliopsida; Solanales; Convolvulaceae
Source: the annotation of a GenBank genome assembly
CUAUCCUGCGCGGGAUGAAACCAUCUCCCAACCUUGCCUCUUGGUUGCGGACAGGUAAUAGCAGUAGGGAAGUUUUUUUCCCAUUCUAACCUUCCCAGUACACCUUUAGAAUGACUACCUUUGCUUUGCAUCUUAAGCAACCACUGGGGUUUUAAAUCAACAAACUUCCCGCUUGACAGCUCAACCUGUAAAACAUGAAAGCAAGAUGAGACUUUGAAAUUCCUGUGUUUCAUUGAGAACCUAAAGAAAAAUUACCUUCUUUUUGGGAAGGUCUCUCCAAUCAGCACCAGUAGGGAGGAUUACCUUUGUACUGAACAAAAUGGUCAGUGCAGGAACUUAAGAAACACAGAUAUGAUGACCAGGGAUCAAGUAACUAUUAUUCCCCCGGCCCAGAAAACAGUCCUCCUCUGCUCUCUGGGUCAAGACACAUCACCUGCUACAUGGUAUAUUAUUUGGAACUCACUUGCUGACUCAAUAUUGGCCCUUAGCUGGAGUUAAAAAACCAGAGUACGAAAGCUCUUCGCUAAGUGCGUGCACAACCAUACCAAGCCUAUUAUCGGAUCUGCAAAAGGGGGGAAGAACAUAUAACUCUACCUGAAGAUUUUUCCUGAACUAAGUCGAGAGAGUGAGUUAUUCUUCAAAUCUGCUAGUAACGGUUCUCGAUCAGAGAAAAGUUUAUGGAGUGUGAUUGUGGUAAAAAGGUUUCUCUUCUAACUUCUUGGACUGAUAACGAUCGUGGAAGGAGGUUUCGUGUGCGCUAGAAGCAGAACAGAAGGUUGCAGAUUUUUUGAAUGGGCGGGCCCACCUAUGUGCCAUCGUUGAACGAUGAUAAUUCCGGGAUUGGUUAGAAGACUCAAUUCAAAAGAGGAAGAUGUUGUAAAGUUGAAGGCUAAAAAUAAAAGGCUCCUCAUAGUUGUUGUGGGGCUAGUGUUUUUGCUCCUGGUCUUUCUCAUGUUAAAGAUGUGAGAAGUGAAGAUGAUGUAACAUUUCAAAUGCUUUAUUCUUAAAACAUGAAUCCAAAAAGCUUUAAACUUCAUUCAAAAUGCUCCUGGUGCAACCAAGAAGAAAUAUUUUUUUAACUCUAGCUAAGGGCCAACAUUGAGUCAGCAAAUGAGUUCCAAAUAAUAUACCAUGUGGCAGGUGAUGUGUCUUUUCUGACGAAAUUGGUAAGUUCUGACAGAGAAGGACCAAAAUUGCACCAACUUAUUAGUUACGGGAUGUGAUCUGCAAGUUAAUAAAGUUACAGGACCAAUAUCGGGUAUAGCUAUAAGUUACGGGACUAAAUCAACAAAUUUCUCUUCCUUUUUUAUUAUGGGUUUAUCAGUGGUAGUAUUUUUUAUAGUAAUUAUGGGCCUCUUCUUCCUUUGCCCAUUGAGGUUGGUAUAUUGUCCUAAUGUUUCUUUAGCAUGUUUAUGCUUCAAAUCCAUAAUUCUGUUAUGCAUAUCUGUUAGUGCCAUGGUGUCUUGUGUUAAAAUAUCAUUAUUAUAAUAUAUUGUUAUUAUUUCUUCAACUUCACCACCUUGACUGGUUGUAAUGACACAUGCUUUUCUUGCUCGUAUCAUUUCUUCCAGUUUUGAUUUUAAUGUUAUUAAUCCAAUAGCUCUUUUUGUACUUAUCUAUUCUUGAAAUUUAUCAAUAUUACAUGGAAUUGACAUAUUAAGACUAGUAUUAUCUCCUUCUAUGCUAGUAUUUUUUCCAGUUUUAAAUAUUUGACAAAGUAAUAUAGGUUUGCCUACUAAGUCUGUUGAGGCAUCAAAUAUCUGUAUUCCAUAUAUGCAUUUUCCAAAAGAUUCCAUCAUUGAUUCAACUGAUUUUAAAAUUAUUGUUGGUAAUUUGAUGAUAUAAACUUUCGUCUACAAUUAUUUUAUCAAUACAUCCAUAGGUAAAUAGUUUUUGAACAACGUCAGGGUUAGCAUUUUCUUUACAUAAAAAUCUUGGAUAUUUACUUGUUUUAUUACUUCUUAAUAUUGUUACAUUUGUUUUCUAAUCAUAAAAUUUAUUAACUUUUUUCAUAUGUUGUAAUAUAUUCUUUAGGGUAUUUCAUGGUAUCUGACAUGGUAAUAGAGGUUUGUUUUUGUGGUUGAGAGGUUUGAGUAGUUAAUUUUGGUGAUAUAGUCGUGGUAGUGUAGCAAGCUUUGAUGAGAAUGUUUCUGAGGACUUUGGUUGUAAGGUUUUCACAGUUUUAUAGUCUUUGAUGGCUUCAGUAAGACUGUUAAUUAAUUCAGUGCAUUAUUGUAAGCCUUUUAUUAAUAUAAUAUGUUUUUCUUUAAUCUCUUUUAAAGCUCGUUCUAUAUACUCUUCAAAGUUAUUAUUGGAUGUCAUGGUGAUACAUGCUCAAAAAAUCAGCUAAACCAUUCUUAAUUCCAGAUAUAGUUUUAAUAAUGAAAUUAUAACAACAAAAGAAUGACAUCUAAUAAUAACUUUGAAUAGUAUAUGGAACAAGCUUUAAAACAGAUCAAAGAAAAACAUAUUAUAUUAAUAAAAGGUUUACAAGAAUGCACUGCAUUAAUUAACAGCCUUACUGAAGCCAUCAAAGACUAUAAAACUGUGAAAACCUUACAACCAAAGCCCUCAGAAACAUUCUCAUCAAAGCUUGCUACACUACCACCGACUAUAUCACCAAAAUUACCUACCCAAACCUCUCAACCACAAAAACAAACCUCUAUUACCAUGUCAGAUACCAUGAAAUACCCUAAAGAAUAUAUUACAACAUAUGAAAAAAGUUAAUAAAUUUUAUGAUUAGAAAACAAAUGUAACAAUAUUAAGAAGUAAUAAAACAAGUAAAUAUCCAAGAUUUUUAUGUAAAGAAAAUGCUAACCCUGACGUUGUUCAAAAACUAUUUACCUAUGGAUGUAUUGAUAAAAUAAUUGUAGACGAAAGUUUAUAUCAUCAAAUUACCAACAAUAAUUUUAAAAUCAGUUGAAUCAAUGAUGGAAUCUUUUGGAAAAUGCAUAUAUGGAAUACAGAUAUUUGAUGCCUCAACAGACUUAGUAGGCAAACCUAUAUUACUUUGUCAAAUAUUUAAAACUGGAAAAAAUACUAGCAUAGAAGGAGAUAAUACUAGUCUUAAUAUGUCAAUUCCAUGUAAUAUUGAUAAAUUUCAAGAAUAGAUAAGUACAAAAAGAGCUAUUGGAUUAAUAACAUUAAAAUCAAAACUGGAAGAAAUGAUACGAGCAAGAAAAGUAUGUGUCAUUACAACCAGUCAAGGUGGUGAAGUUGAAGAAAUAAUAACAAUAUAUUAUAAUAAUGAUAUUUUAACACAAGACACCAUGGCACUAACAGAUAUGCAUAACAGAAUUAUGGAUUUGAAGCAUAAACAUGCUAAAGAAACAUUAGGACAAUAUACCAACCUCAAUGGGCAAAGGAAGAAGAGGCCCAUAAUUACUAUAAAAAAUACUACCACUGAUAAACCCAUAAUAAAAAAGGAAUGAUGUCCUGAUCCGUUCCUAUAAAAGGCACAAUGUAAAACUUGGGAUAUAUUAUCAUACAACAGGUCUGAUGUAAAUCAGUACCUAUAUUACAAAAUAUGGGUUAGCCCCAAACAGUCAUAUUAACUGGCCCAAUGUAGCUCACACUACAGUAAGCUCAUAUUACAAAAUCCAUAUUACCAAUGAUACAUUUCAAAAUUCCUACAGGAAAAGAAGACAUAUCAAGAUCUAUGUCAGAGAUAUUAUUCGGAAGAGAUGCAGAAGAUGGAGCCACCAAACAAUAAUGGAGAUAUUAUGUGGAAGAAAAGAAGACACUUGUUAUCUAUCAUGAAGCAAAAAUGGGAGAUGGAACCAACAAAUGGAGGAUGGGAGCCACCAAAAGGACACAUAUUAUCAUUGCAAACCAAGUGGGAUUCCCAAAACAAGAUGUCAAGAGACAUUUGGCAAAUUAUUGUGUGGACUACUAUUCAUUACUUUACAAAUGUACAACACUACAACAGUAAUGGAGUAUUUACUAUUUAUGCAUUAUUUAAUUUCUAUCAUGUAAUAAUUGUACCGCUAUGGAAAACUCCUAUAUAAGAAGCUCAUUGUAACCAUAAGAAGGCAUUAGAAUCAUAGGAAGUUCCCUACGCAAGAAUUCAAUAAAGCUUGAAUUUCU